AUGUUCCUCGAAGACUUCUCUCUUUACCUCACGCCACAAGCCGAUGAGUCUGAAGCUACAAAUGAUAGUAGUUGUUGCGCAGGGACUUAUAUUUUCAAUGAUCUCAAUAUAUAUAUCGCGCGUCGCCUUCGUGAAAACGUCUUCCAUAUAAGGUAUGGUAUCGGCUCGCUCGGAGCUUCACGUAACGCAUACGCAACGGAAGACGAUCGAAUUAGCGCAGCGCAGCGCACGGGGCUCGCUCGGGAGACGGGAGCCGCUGCGACGAAACUAAAUAUCCAAAAGCGACCGAGCGCCGCCCGCCUGCCAAAUACGGCAUGA
Messenger RNA from Danaus chrysippus (African queen), 318 nucleotides. The record is from the annotation of a GenBank genome assembly. Lineage: Eukaryota; Metazoa; Arthropoda; Insecta; Lepidoptera; Nymphalidae.